AUAAUAAAAUUAUUUAUUAAAAAUAGUUCUAUAUAUAAAAAAUUUUGUAAAUUUAUUUAUAAUUUAAAUAAAAAAUUUAUAGAUAUUAAGUAUAAAGAAUUAUUUUUAUUAAAAUUUGAUAAUAAAAGUAAAUCAAUUAUUGAUUCAUUAUUAUAUAAAUUAAGUGAAUUAUUUAUAAUUGAUUAUGAAGAAAAUAAGUAUAAUGAAGAACGUAUUAAAAUGAGAAAUUUUACUUUAGAAGUAGUAUAUUUAAUAUAUAUAUAUUGUAAAAUUUUAGUAAAAAAUUUAAAUAAAAUAUUAUGGUAUUUAAUAUAA
Messenger RNA from Babesia microti strain RI, 315 nucleotides. Lineage: Eukaryota; Apicomplexa; Aconoidasida; Piroplasmida; Babesiidae. The record is from the annotation of a RefSeq genome assembly.